Larimichthys crocea (large yellow croaker) is the source of this 1100-nucleotide messenger RNA. RefSeq names its product actin related protein 2/3 complex, subunit 4 (gene arpc4). Bases 105 to 611 code for a protein of 168 amino acids. Gene Ontology annotation, cellular component: Arp2/3 protein complex; actin cytoskeleton. The record is from RefSeq and is a predicted model, not a curated record. The transcript has 6 exons. Gene Ontology annotation, molecular function: actin filament binding. Gene Ontology annotation, biological process: actin filament polymerization; Arp2/3 complex-mediated actin nucleation. Lineage: Eukaryota; Metazoa; Chordata; Actinopteri; Sciaenidae.
CACAGGCUCGGAAGCAGAGCGUUGACUUCCGGUGUGUGCAUGCGGAAAAGCCCUGUCAGGUGUAGCUGCUUCCGCCUCUUAGCCGCCUCUCAUCACUCAGAGAAAUGACGGCAACCUUACGCCCAUAUCUCAAUGCGGUGCGUGCUACUCUGCAGGCCGCCCUCUGCCUGGAGAAUUUCUCCUCGCAAGUUGUGGAGAGACACAACAAACCAGAGGUGGAAGUACGGAGUAGUAAAGAGUUGCUCCUGCAACCUGUGAUCAUCAGCCGUAACGACAAGGAGAAAGUUCUCAUUGAGGGAUCCAUCAACUCUGUCAGAGUCAGCAUCGCUGUCAAGCAGGCGGAUGAGAUCGAGAAGAUUCUGUGCCAUAAAUUCAUGCGUUUCAUGAUGAUGAGAGCAGAGAAUUUCUUCAUCCUGAGGAGGAAACCGGUGGAGGGCUAUGACAUCAGUUUCCUCAUCACCAACUUCCACACAGAGCAGAUGUACAAACAUAAACUGGUGGACUUUGUCAUUCAUUUCAUGGAGGAAAUUGACAAAGAGAUCAGUGAAAUGAAGCUGUCUGUCAACGCCCGGGCUCGUAUCGUCGCAGAGGAGUUCCUCAAAAAUUUCUGAGAGAGAAAGAGCUCAGGAGUACAUUCCUUUUGCAAUCUUGGCCGUCACUGUGGAGCGCUGACGUCACAAAGCAGAGAGAGGAGACGAAACAUAAGAUGUACGGACCAGAGGGGAUUUACCCUUUAACCUUAAAAUGACCCUUUGCUCAAGAAUAUUGACGUUUGUACAUUAAGACAUUCAUUUCUGCCAUUAGAACAUCAGAAAAAGUCAUUUAAAAAAAAAAAGAUAUUUGUUAUCAAUAUUAAUGAGCACAGGGUAUUAUGGAUUUUUAAAAAAAUAUUUAAAUGUUUGUUUUUUUAAUAUAUAUAUUAUAUGCACAUGAAUUUAAUUUUUCCGUUUUUUGUCAUGACAGACUUAAAAACCACGAGGGCAAUCAAUUGGCGUAUAUUUCUUGUCACAAGUACACAGAGUGAACCCUAUUGUAAAUGGAAAUAAUGAAAAUAAAUAUACUUGCUGUCAGUGAAGAUGAAUUAAAAACAUUAUCCUUUG